Molecule: messenger RNA, 243 nt
Organism: Heterostelium album PN500
Lineage: Eukaryota; Evosea; Eumycetozoa; Acytosteliales; Acytosteliaceae
Exons: 2
Coding region: 1-243 (80 amino acids)
Source: RefSeq, a predicted model, not a curated record
AUGUUGAUGUUGUUUUUGUUUGCAGAUAUUCAACAACAACAAGAAGAAGAAGCAACAGUCGAAGAUAGAAAGAAAUCAACAACAAACACAACACCAUCAUUAUCGACAUCAACAUCAACAUCUAAUCUACAACCAGUUUCAUCGUCAUCAACCAUUGUUGAUGCACAAUCAAGUAAUAAUAAUGUAGAAAAGGAAAAAGAGAUACAAUUGAAACUACAACAACAAUUACAAUCGGAACAAUGA